Molecule: messenger RNA, 4338 nt
Organism: Anopheles coustani
Lineage: Eukaryota; Metazoa; Arthropoda; Insecta; Diptera; Culicidae
Product: sorting nexin-13-like
Exons: 10
Coding region: 24-4070 (1348 amino acids)
Cellular component (GO): early endosome
Molecular function (GO): phosphatidylinositol binding
Source: RefSeq, a predicted model, not a curated record
UCUUUACUAAUUUCCCGUCCACGAUGGAGUUCAAAUACGCCAGCUGGAUCGCACUCAGCGUCGCUGUGUCGGUCAAUCUGUUCGGAGUGUUCUGGGUCACGACGAUGUUUAUCGGUUUGGUGACGUUCUUGCUCGGAUUUCUCACCAUUCUGUACCUUCAGCAUAGUGAUCUGGACAAGUUUCUUGAUAGUGGGCUACUUGAGAACCCUCUGGACGAACCAAAGACGCUUGGACUUAGCAUUGUUUGUGACCCUAAGCCCGGUAAUUUGCUGCUCAUUUCGCCCAACAUCAAAGUUCAAACCGAAUCGAGUCGAAACCGGAAAGCGCACACCCACUCGGGCGGCACCGGUGGUGAGGGACCGGGGGGUGCAGGGAACGGUGGGGGUCGCAGGCGCAACUUUCUCGACGCUGGCAUUGAGCUACUGUUUAAGAAGCGCGAACCACGGAACACCGGUGGCGGCGAGGCUCCGCCGGCAACGAAGCCAACCAAUGCAAUCACGGACCACCUAAUGCACCGGGGUCAUUUGCACUUCCACCAACGGGACCAUACCAUUCUAGAUAACAGUCCAGAGCAGCACGAGGACCACCGUUCGCACCGGCAUCAUCUCCAUCAACACCACCACCAGCAGCAGCAACAGCAGCAUCGUCAACCAUCGCCCGGCGAAGAGAGAAGCCGUUGGAACCCGUUCGAGAGCAUUAAGAUACACACGGACAAGCGGUCGGCUGGUGGUACGAACCACGACGUGGAUCGGCAACGGAAGAAAGAUGUCGGUAAUGUUUCGAUCGGCGAGGAAGUAUCCGUCGCCUCAACGCCACUGUCCUCCUUCAAAUCCUAUCUUCCCCAUCCGGAUGUCCUGCUGCACCAGCACACGGAAACGCCUCCCGGUUCGCCGAGGAAAAGGAAAAUACUCAGCGGCAACAAACCGGUCGACAAGCUUAUCCACACAAUCUUCGACUACGUGGUGCGUGACUUCAUCGACUCCUGGUACACGGUCGUUUCGGACAAUCGAGAGUUCUCGGAGUGCAACAUCCGCACCAGCAUCGAAACGCUCGUGCUGAACUUGUGCCAACGCAUGCGUUCGGCCGACCUACUGCCGCUCAUGACGACCCGCCUGAUCGACGAUCUGGCCAAGCACACGCGCUUCUAUCGGCUCGCUUCGCAGGAGGUUGCGAACACUACGGCAGCCGUUGGCAAAAACAAAUCGACUGGGUCGGAGCAGAAACGGCUUAAAAUUCACGAGAAGCUAUCACCUCAACGACGCAACCUGAAGGUGGAAGGCCACCGGCGGAACAAGAGCGAAACCGAUCUCACCUGGCAGCUGGGCAAUGCGGCCGUACAGAAAAAUGUGGCCAACUCGCGCUUCUACAACGUCUCGGUGGACGAGCAGUCGCUCGUUGACCCGGAGGUGGCACUACUGAACGCGUUCUUUGGCUUCUGCGAGGACUAUCGGCGCGAGUGCACCGACGAGGAAGCCCUCAACGAGUACUUUAAGCGCGUCUCCGAGACGGUGCUGUACUUUGUGCUGCCCGAGGAAGACUUCAACUGUCUUACGCUGCGUACGCUGCUGUGUAACCUGCUCGCGAACAGUCUGCUGCGGCCACUGUUCAACACCCUCACCGAUCCGGAUUUUAUCAACCUACAGAUCGCCAAACAGUUCACGAAGGAUCCACCGGCGGGCGAGUUUCUGCUGAAGAUGAUCCGUCAGUCGAGCGAUCUGUCCGAGCUACGGGCCUGCCGGCAACUAAUCACCAAAGAGAUGGACGCCAAGUACAAGGACAGCAGCUGCAGUGCCGAACUGGCCAGCUUGAAGUAUACGCAAAAGCUGAUCGAUUUGAGGAUAAGCCAUUUGCAGAAUAACAAAAAUGAUUUUGGCAAAACGGAGCGUGAUAAAGCAUCGUCCAACCUGCCGCAGCUGAGCCUCGACGACAUCUUGCGCAAGGAGCUGGCCGUGUCCUACUAUUUGGACUACCUUAGUGUGCUAAACCUACAAAAGUAUGUGAUAUUUUAUCUCACCGCUCAGGAAUGGAAAAUUACCACCAGCCAAAGCUUCUCAGAGAUUCAGGUAAACAAAUCGAAGUUGAGCCGCGAGGAGGUGCUGCGGAGCAUUCGGGAUAAGGCUACAAAUCUUUACCAGGAGUAUUUGCAACCCAAGUCCGCCAACUAUUUGAACAUCGAUCCGGGGUUGAUCGAGGCACUGAACUUCCGGUUGAACGAUCCGUCCAUUCAGCCGGAGAACACGUGGUUCGAUUCCAUCUGCAAGUACAUCUACGAGAAGCAGAAGAACGAGGAAGUGUUUCUGAACAACUUCUACCAGAGCGUGGCCUACAAGCAGCUGCUCCGCGAGCUGGAUUUUCACAACGCGCACGAUCAAGAUAUGCCGUCGCUGGACCAUCUAACCGUGCACGGCGGUCCACUGUCGGCGAUGGGCGAUAGUGCGAGUGACUCGAACAGUGGGGACAUUCUGUUCAACGAAACGGACGACGACGAUGACCACCAGCAGCCGGGCGGGCCAACGGGUGGUCCGCCGGCACCCAUCGAGAACGACGUUAAGGAAGAGCAUGACAUUAGAGCGGUCGGAAGCGUGAAAAAACCGUCACCCUCGAGUCUGUUCCCGACGACUGUGAGCAAUCUGAAGCACGCUCGUUCGCAUAGCGAUUGUACCGGCAUGUUUGCGGCCAUUAACGAUCUCAACAUCGAGCAGCUGCGCCAAGCGUCCGACUGCUCGAGCAAUGAUUCGGGCAGUGAAGCUCCGAUGGUGCCGAACCGUCGCAAUGUUCUUCCCUUCAUCGUACCACCCGUGCCAGAUGUGGUCGAUCUCGACUUGGAGGAUGGUAGUACGCAGCAUCAGCAACACCAUCACCAUCACCACCAUCACCACCAUCACCAUCAUCAGCAUCAUGCCCAGUAUCGGCAUAAACUGUCCGCCCGGAUCAUCAAUACGGCGAUCCACUGCGAGGGUCACUACGCCGUGUACGCCAUACAGGUGCACGUGAUCGAGGAUAACCACCACAAGAGCUGGCACAUCUACCGGCGCUACUCGAAGUUUCUGGAGCUAAAGAAGCUGCUAGUGAAACGAUUUAAGCCCCUCGAGGGGGUGCCGUUUCCGGCGAAGAAAGCCUUCCAGAACACGCAGCGUGCGGUGCUCGAACAUCGGAUGGAGAUUUUAAACCACUUCCUGGCGCAAAUUUGUACCCGGGCGGAGCAGUCCGAGGAGAUGAUGGCGAUCAUACGGAACUUCCUCGAGCCGGACACUGACGAUCGGAAGAUGCACGGUGGACCGGUGGUCAAGACGAUCGAAAGUCUUAAAUCGGGCAUGAGCAAAAUACGGAACAUGCCCGACACGCUCGUCGGUGGCAUCUCGAGAAUGUUCCUCAGCAAGGGUGCCCUCAAGGAGCGCACGUUCUACGACAUCCAGGACAUUCCGACGCUCGAGCUGAAGCAAUCGGAGUAUCCGGCGCUCGCAUCCGCGCUCCAUCUGCUCGACGAGGUGUUCGAUUUGCAGAACAAAUCGCAAUGGUUGCGCCGGGGUCUCAUCAACCGGUUGCUCGGAGCGCCCUGGGUGAGCCACGCGACGAACAAGCGCAUCGUACAGACCGCCGGCAGCCUGUUGAUGAUGGACAAGCUCGAAGCGGUGCUGUCAGCUAUACUCAACAACGUGUGGCCCGAGGGGGAUCGGUUUAACCCGAGCACUCCGCUGCGCGAGGACAGCACCCGGCUGCGCACGAAGCUGGCGGCCAAGAUUUCCCUGUUUGCGCUGCUCUCCGAUGACCUGAAGCACGUGGUCGGUUCGGUGACGUGCAACAGUGGGCUGCUGAACUUCUUCCAAAUGCUCCAGAACAAGAAGCUCAACACCCGGUUGCUGCUGAUCCUGUUCGAUCGGCUGCUGGUGAUGAUACUGCAGACGGACAACAUCACCAAACAUGCGCUCUCUGGACGAUCCGCGGCGACCGGUCACGGCGCAGACGAUGGGACACCGGCGGCCACCAUACGCAUCGGUAUUGGGCCCGGUACGGUCGGCACCGGUGGCAAUGGUGGUGGAGUUGGGUCAAGAAAAACUCUUCCCAGAUAGAUAGGGCUCGAAGAAUCCUUAUUGGAGGCUAGUGCUGCCGAGAGAGGUUUAGUAGAUAAAUCUAAAUAACCAUUCCACAGUACAGUAUAAGCAGCGUGUGAGAGGCGAAAAUUGUCCAACGUAAAUGUAUUAAAAGAUGCCUUGUUUUUUUAUUUUAUUUUAAUCACGCCAUUCCAAGAUUAAUAGGCUUGUUUUUGUUAGAUACAAAUUAUUAAACAAUAUUUUACACAGCUGCUCUAUUACGCUUAGUGUAGGUGAAUGCAGUGCA